AUGGCUAGUGAUGAGAGUUUUGUAGCUCUUGUGCACUAUAGAGGGUCCAUUGAGAAGAAAGCGCGAUCAAGAAUUAAGUUCACUGACAAGAACCCACUAAGACUAGGACUGCAUGGCGUAAAACGGGUGGAGAAGUUGUUCUAUCGAAUUCCAAUUUCCGUGUUACGCGAUGAUGUGAAGUAUGAUUCAUUCAUUAUUAGCAGUGACGAAGAUAUGCAGGUGCUGUUUCAUUGUCACCGUCAGUUUCCUGAGGUGAGGACUUCGGAGUUGUUGGCAAAACUUGUGGAUGUGGCAUCUAGUUCUGGAGGCUCGAACAGGAAUAUGCACUCCAUAGGACAUGUAGCCAGCUCUAGUGCAAUGCAUGUUGGAUUAUCGUCAGUAGUGCCGGUGAUUGCACCCGAGCCAGACUUAGUGGCUUCACCAUCAUUUGCCGUCAAUCUGAAUCGAAGUUGUGAUGCAUUAGUUGGCGAGGCUGGACCAUUGGGAGACGGUGAUUUCGCGGCGCACAGUUCUCUUCCGUGUGUUCCAGUAUUCGGAGAGGUUGGAGCACUCGAAGGGGUUGAGGAUGCAUUGCAGGAUGAUGAUGAUUAUGAUGUGGAGCCCACAACGAUUGCUGCGGAUGAUAGCAAGGAGGAGACACCACGGACGACUCCACCUGUCGAUAGGGGAGCAUCUAGUUUAGGUACUAAUCAGUAUCCCCUCCCCCACUUCUUAGCUCUGGACUUGGAUGCCAUGGCACCUCAGAAAGCUCCCUCUGUAUCUGUUGGCUUCGGGGCAAGAGACUUGCAAAAUGCAGGAGAUGUAUCUGAGUUUCAGGACGGCCAGUAG
Molecule: messenger RNA, 828 nt
Organism: Arachis duranensis
Lineage: Eukaryota; Viridiplantae; Streptophyta; Magnoliopsida; Fabales; Fabaceae
Exons: 2
Coding region: 1-828 (275 amino acids)
Source: RefSeq, a predicted model, not a curated record